AUGAAUUUGGAGGAGAGACCUGAUGAUCAUAAAGUUUUCACUAAAUUGGAUCUUGAAUUGAAUAAACUGGGGAGGCUCCCGUAUGAUCCUUUGAUAUACAAGCAUGUAAAAGUUAUUGAGCCACUUUUGUUGAGUUCUGACAAAAAUGGAGAAGAGCAUGUGCAAGUUGUGGCCAUUGUAGGUUAUAGAGGAUUAGGAAAAACCAAAAUUGCUAACUACCUAUUUAAUGACCAAAAUGUCCCAAGCAGCCACUUUGACUUGAGAAUUUGGGUUAAUGUCCCUUAUGCUUUUGACAUGAAAUCACUUGUUCAGGGAAUCGUUUUGUAUACAGCUAAAAAAGAUGCUAUGGUCAAACAAAUUGAGUCUGCAGGGAAGAGACUAUCAGAGUACGCACUGUCUGAGAUAUGUAGCGCCAUGCAUGAAAUCAACAGCCUUAGCAUUGAACAACUUUACAAGGAGAACUCUGCCUUCUUAGAAACUGAGAGGAGUGCCAUCAAAGAUAGCCUGCAUCGCCUCGAUGAAGGUGAAUUGCAUGAGGAGCUUCAAAAGAUUAUAGAUGGAAAACCGCUGCUUCUUGUACUUGAUGGUGUCUGGAAUAUGGACACUGAAAUGUGGCUACACUUCAAAAACUUGUUAUCAAAUUCAAAUGUUGUUUGUGGGAGCAGAAUAAUAAUAACUACUCGUAGUAAACUUGUCGGAAACAUUACUGCGAGUAUAAAGAAAGAUGUCUAUAUGUUAAGCAAUCUAGAUGAAUAUGAGUCUUGGAUGCAAUUCGUACUAUCUACUUUCCUUAGUAUCAUGACAGAGCCAGUCAAUUCCAAAGUUGUGGAGAUUGCAUUGAAGAUUGUGAAAAGAUGUGGAGGAAACCCCUUUGCCUUACAGAUAGUAGGUAAGAAACUGAGAUCUUUGGAUGGCACAAGGGUAAAUCCAUUUCCAGGACAACAAAUAGAGGAAGUGGGUUAUGAAUAUGUUCAGGAUUUAUGUCAAAGAUCCUUGUUUGAAGAAGUGGAAGUAGAUCAUAACCAGAAUGGCCUUGUGACAAAGAUCAGAAUUGCAGAACUUACACAGAAGCAAGCAAUACUUAAUCAUGAGAAUGACUUCGUAACAAAGAUCAAAAUGCCAAACCUUAUACAUGAUGCAAAGAGGCCUAGGAUUCGAACAAUUAUUUUGCCUAGCCAGUUGCAAGAGGAAACUCAGGGGAGACUAAGUAGCUCAACUUCUAAAGAUAUCAUUACCAAUUUUAAAAUGCUACGCACAGUGAAUCUGGAUAACAGAGGAAUGGAAGUUGUGUUGAAGUUCAUUGGUAAGUUGGAGUGUCUAAGAUACAUUGAUCUUUCUCAAAACAAAGCUAUUAAGUCAUUUCCAGAUUCAAUCACCAAGAUACGGUAUUUGAUGACACUGAAACUCUCUUCUUGCUAUGGACUCAAAGAGCUGCCAAAGGAUAUGGAGAAACUAGGCCACCUCAAACAUCUUGAGAUUGAUUGGUGCUACAAUUUGACUCAUAUGCCUCCUCGACUAGGUAACCUAACUCAACUCAAGACCUUAUCAGAUUUUGUGUUAAAAAGAAGCAUUGGAUGA
Messenger RNA from Ziziphus jujuba (common jujube), 1578 nucleotides. Its product is annotated as putative disease resistance protein RGA3. The transcript has 3 exons. Gene Ontology annotation, biological process: defense response to other organism. Gene Ontology annotation, molecular function: ADP binding. The record is from RefSeq and is a predicted model, not a curated record. Lineage: Eukaryota; Viridiplantae; Streptophyta; Magnoliopsida; Rosales; Rhamnaceae. Bases 1 to 1578 code for a protein of 525 amino acids.